Sorex fumeus (smoky shrew) is the source of this 2798-nucleotide messenger RNA. It is a transcript of the gene PRKCG, whose product is annotated as protein kinase C gamma. The coding region runs from base 329 to 2419 and encodes 696 amino acids. Gene Ontology annotation, molecular function: zinc ion binding; diacylglycerol-dependent serine/threonine kinase activity; ATP binding. The record is from RefSeq and is a predicted model, not a curated record. The transcript is spliced from 18 exons. Gene Ontology annotation, biological process: protein phosphorylation. NCBI's taxonomy places the organism in Eukaryota, Metazoa, Chordata, Mammalia, Eulipotyphla, Soricidae.
CGAGUCGCGUGAGCCGCGGCCUGGGGUGCGGGGCCGCCGGCCCGCGCUGUCCCCUCCCUCCAGCCAGCCCCCGGAGCGGGGUGCGCACGUGUGUUGGGGGGCGGCCAUUGGUCCCGCGCCUGCCGCCGGAACCGCCCCCCCCGUCGUCCUGGCAACGCUCCCCCCGCCCGGCUCCCACUUUCCAGCAGGUGCCCCAGCCCGAGCGGGUGCGGCGGCUCGCGGCGCCCCCCGCGCGCUCCCUGCGCCCGAGCACCCCGCGCCCGCCGCGCACCCCGGCCGGCUCGGCUCCGCGCCGGCGCGCCCCUUUCUCCGCUCCGCUCCCGAGGCCAUGGCGGGCCUGGGCCCCGGCGGGGGCGACUGCGAAGGGGGGCCCCGGCCCCUGUUUUGCAGAAAAGGGGCGCUGAGGCAGAAGGUGGUCCACGAAGUCAAGAGCCACAAGUUCACGGCCCGCUUCUUCAAGCAGCCCACCUUCUGCAGCCACUGCACCGACUUCAUCUGGGGCAUCGGGAAGCAGGGUCUGCAGUGCCAAGUCUGCAGUUUUGUGGUUCACCGACGAUGCCACGAAUUUGUGACCUUCGAGUGUCCAGGCGCCGGGAAGGGCCCCCAGACGGACGACCCUCGGAACAAGCACAAGUUCCGUCUGCACAGCUACAGCAGCCCCACCUUCUGCGACCACUGCGGCUCGCUCCUCUACGGGCUCGUGCACCAGGGCAUGAAGUGCUCCUGCUGCGAGAUGAACGUGCACCGGCGCUGUGUGCGCAGCGUGCCCUCUCUGUGCGGCGUGGACCACACCGAGCGCAGGGGCCGCCUGCAGCUGGAAAUCCGGGCUCCCACGGCCGAGGAGAUUCACAUCACGGUGGGCGAGGCCCGGAACCUCAUCCCCAUGGAUCCCAAUGGCCUGUCUGACCCUUAUGUGAAACUGAAGCUCAUCCCGGAUCCCCGGAAUUUGACAAAGCAAAAGACCCGGACGGUGAAGGCCACCCUCAACCCCGUGUGGAACGAGACCUUUGUGUUCAACCUGAAACCUGGAGAUGUGGAGCGUAGGCUGAGCGUGGAGGUGUGGGACUGGGACCGGACCUCCCGCAACGACUUCAUGGGCGCCAUGUCCUUCGGGGUGUCAGAGCUGCUCAAGGCACCCGUGGAUGGCUGGUACAAGUUACUGAACCAGGAGGAGGGAGAAUAUUACAACGUGCCGGUGGCUGAUGCUGACAACUGCAGCCUCCUCCAGAAGUUUGAGGCCUGUAACUACCCCCUGGAACUGUAUGAGCGGGUACGGAUGGGUCCCUCCUCUCCCAUCCCCUCCCCGUCCCCCAGUCCCACUGAUCCCAAACGCUGCUUCUUUGGGGCGAGCCCUGGACGCCUACACAUGUCAGACUUCAGCUUCCUCAUGGUCCUCGGAAAAGGCAGCUUUGGGAAGGUGAUGCUGGCCGAGCGCAGGGGCUCAGAUGAGCUCUAUGCCAUCAAGAUCCUGAAGAAAGACGUGAUCGUCCAGGAUGACGACGUGGACUGCACGCUGGUGGAGAAACGCGUGCUGGCGCUGGGUGGCCGAGGCCCCGGCGGCCGGCCCCACUUUCUCACUCAGCUCCACUCCACCUUCCAGACCCCGGACCGCUUGUAUUUUGUGAUGGAGUAUGUCACCGGGGGCGAUCUGAUGUACCACAUCCAGCAGCUGGGCAAGUUCAAGGAGCCUCAUGCAGCGUUCUAUGCGGCAGAAAUUGCCAUCGGCCUCUUCUUCCUCCACAACCAGGGGAUCAUUUACCGAGACCUGAAACUGGAUAAUGUGAUGCUGGACGCCGAGGGACACAUCAAAAUCACUGACUUUGGCAUGUGCAAGGAGAAUGUCUUCCCGGGUACCACCACCCGCACCUUCUGCGGAACCCCAGACUACAUAGCUCCCGAGAUCAUCGCCUACCAGCCCUAUGGGAAGUCUGUCGAUUGGUGGUCCUUUGGGGUUCUCCUGUAUGAGAUGCUAGCAGGGCAGCCUCCCUUUGACGGGGAGGAUGAAGAGGAGCUGUUCCAGGCCAUCAUGGAGCAAACUGUUACCUACCCUAAAUCGCUCUCCCGGGAAGCUGUGGCCAUCUGCAAGGGGUUCCUAACCAAGCACCCGGCCAAGCGCCUGGGCUCAGGGCCGGACGGGGAGGCCACCAUCCGCGCCCACGGCUUCUUCCGCUGGACAGACUGGGAGAGGUUGGAGCGCCUGGAGAUCCCGCCGCCCUUCCGGCCGCGCCCGUGUGGCCGCAGCGGCGAGAACUUCGACAAGUUCUUCACGCGAGCGGCGCCCGCGCUGACCCCCCCAGACCGCCUGGUCCUGGCCAGCAUCGACCAGUCCGAUUUCCAAGGCUUCACCUACGUGAAUCCGGAUUUCGUGCACCCGGACGCCCGCAGCCCCGUCAGCCCGGUGCCCGUGCCCGUUCUGUGAUCGCGCCUGCUGCCACGAGGUGUCGCUGCUGCCCCCGCCGUCGCGCCGGCCCUCCCUCAUGCCCCCAGACCCCCGCCCGUCACCCCCCCCUCCCCGCCCCGUUUCGCUCCCGAGCAUUCUGGCUUCUCCCCCGCGGGGGUUGCGCGCCCCUGCCACGCCCUCCCGGCACGCUGCACUCGGCCCAGUCUCACCGGGGUCUGGAUUCUGCUGAAUGGGCUCGCUCAUCUCAAGGGGACUGGACUGCGACUCCCGGGGGCCUGAAUCUACAGCCCCGCCGGGUUCUAGACUCCGUUUUGCUAGAUUCUCUCUCUCUCUCUCUCUCUCUCUCUCUCUCCCUCUCUUUCUCCCUCCCUCCCUCUCUCUCUCUCUCUUUCCCUCU